Messenger RNA from Drosophila serrata, 250 nucleotides. RefSeq lists its product as uncharacterized. Lineage: Eukaryota; Metazoa; Arthropoda; Insecta; Diptera; Drosophilidae. The record is from RefSeq and is a predicted model, not a curated record.
AAACAAGUUGGCAGCGCCGCCCAGCAGUUAUCGAUAGCCCGUGGCCGAUAAAACACUGACAUCAAACCCAUGGGCAGUGGGAUUGCGGUGCAAUUGGCUCGAAAGUACGGCGCAGUGAUAUUCUUUCCCACUGUUGCAGUCGGAUCGAUUUACGCAGAUUGGUCGCAUACCCGCGAGUGGAAACGCCAGCAGCUUCAGUUGGCACGCAGCGCGCAGCUCAGGAGUCAGAGUUAAGGAAAUAGUACAUCCC